Erythranthe guttata (spotted monkey flower) is the source of this 1815-nucleotide messenger RNA. Its product is annotated as thylakoidal processing peptidase 1, chloroplastic. Gene Ontology annotation, biological process: thylakoid membrane organization. Lineage: Eukaryota; Viridiplantae; Streptophyta; Magnoliopsida; Lamiales; Phrymaceae. Gene Ontology annotation, molecular function: serine-type endopeptidase activity. Gene Ontology annotation, cellular component: chloroplast thylakoid membrane. The record is from RefSeq and is a predicted model, not a curated record.
AAAUCCGAUCUCGUUGAAUAUUUUCCCAUCCAAAACCCGCCUCCACCCAUCCAGCGAUUCCUCCCCUUUCUCCGGGGAAGCUCCGCCCUAUCGCCGCCGCACCACCUAGGGUUUAGCUUUUUCCGAACUAUGCACCCCAAUUCCUCCCCAUCUCACUACCCUCCCCACUGAUAAAACCCUACGGCUCAAUUACCCCCCUUUUUUCCCCUCCGAUUAAUCGGCGAUCUCUUCUCUUCUGAUGACAUCAUUUCUCUGGUAGGGCUCUCGCUCCUCCGUAAAAUUUCACAUCUUCGUUUGAAUUUGAAUUUCCGCCGCCAUGGCGAUCCGAUUCACCGUGAACUUCUCGGCGUCCGUCGCCUCAAACAUUGCCGCCUCCUCUUCCACGGCGUCCAGUAAAUGCGCCGCCUCUCGGUUCUUCCAGGAGUGCGCUUCCAGAUCCAGAUUCUUCCAGCACCCGCCCUCGCAGAAGCCCGACUCCGACUACUCCGACUUCCGCCGCCCCAAAUCGAAGCCGAAUUCGGUCUAUUCGUCUCUUGCCGGGGAAGUUCUCGGCGGGCAGGCGCAAUGUCCGGUUGUUAUGGGAUUGAUCUCUCUGAUGAAGCAGUCGAUCGGCUCUUCUUCGAAUUCGACCGUUUUAGGGAUUUCCCCCAUCAAGGCAUCGACAAUCCUUCCUUUCCUCCCCGGUUCGAAGUGGCUACCGUGCAACGAAUCCACGAGCACGGAUGUCGAUAGAGGAGGCGCUGCUGUUAGAAGUAGCUCUGCCGCCGCUAGCAGCAAGGAAGUAACCGUCGAGACCAAGAUUGUCAAUGGUGGUGGUAGCAGUAGUAAGGGUAAUGCUAAGGCUAAGGGUAAGGCUAAGGGUUUGGAGGGGGAGGCGUUUGCCAUGGCAAAGAAUAUUGAUGCGCCGAGUCCUACACUGAAUCUUACGCCACCUCGUGGCGGAAUCGGUAGCGGAAUCAAUAGCAGUAGUUGGUUGUUGAAAGUGAUGAACAUGUGUUUCACCUCUGAGGAGGCUAAGGCGGCUUUCACUGCUUUCAGCGUAAGCAUUUUGUUUAAGUCGACUUUGGCGGAACCGAGGUCGAUUCCCUCCACUUCUAUGUACCCAACUCUUGAUGUAGGCGAUCGUGUUCUAGCCGAGAAGGUAUCGUAUAUUUUUAAGAAGCCCGAAAUCUCGGACAUUGUGAUUUUCAAGGCUCCUUUAAUUCUUCAGCAAAUUGGUUUCAGUCCAUCUGAUGUAUUUAUUAAACGAAUUGUAGCGAAAGCUGGUGACUAUGUAGAAGUUCGUGGUGGGAAAUUGAUGGUCAACGGUGUGGCUCAAGACGAGGAUUUUAUCUUGGAGCCACUCGACUACGAAAUGGAUCCAGUGCUUGUUCCGGAAGGCUACGUGUUCGUAUUGGGAGACAAUCGCAAUAACAGCUUCGACUCACAUAACUGGGGUCCACUGCCUAUAAGAAACAUUGUUGGUAGAUCGGUCUUUCGGUAUUGGCCUCCGUCGAAAGUAUCGGACACUCUGUACAACACAUCCCAGCAGAAGAGUGCUGUUGCAUUUGCCUGAUACUUUUCGCCCUCCUGAUUUUUGUAGUGUUUUAUUUAUCUAGUUUGUUUGUUAACAACUCCUAGUUCCUGUAAAAAAAAAAUUGAAUCUUUAUACUCAUAGUGUACUUGAGCGUUUUUAUUAUUUUUUAUAUAUUUAUUUAUAAUUUUUUUAAAAAUGAUGGCUGCCAUGGCUGUUUCCAAUAUAAACAUAAAUGCAUAAUAGUGGCUGGUUUUGACUUCGUUUUAUUUUUUCUUUCUAUAAUGAAUCAUUUUCUUGUA